UUUUAUGAAAAGAUUUAAAAUGUGCCUUUAAGUAAUGACCAGAGCAGAGAUGGAAGAGCUUUAUUUUUAGAGGAUACAACUCAAGGUGAAUAAAGUGCACACUUGUUGAGUGGGUGACUGUCAGCGUGGUCCUUAAGGACAUUUAAAAACAUCCCAUAUAGGUGGAGUUCAGUGUUUUCAGUGAAACGGGCUCUCUUGUCUACGCAGCUCGACCAAAUUCAAAGGUGAACGAGUCACUCUAAAUCCUUUCUGCUACACUGAUCAUAAACGUGUUAUUAGUAUUCAAAUGGAUGGGUUAUGCCUGCUUCCUAGAUGCUCUUCUUUCUUCCCUUCAUAGUUUCUUUACUGUUGAUGUGUGUGUGGAAAGGCGAGGACGGCACAAGCCAACCAGGAGACUUGUUUGUGUUUGCUGAAUCAGAAGUCAACAUCAAGACCCUCACAAUCAACAGGACUGGCUUUCCGUAUGGAUGUGUGUGUGUGUGUGAGAGAGAGAGAGAGAGAGAGAGAGAGAGAGAGAGAGAGUGUGUACACUUUCAGGGGCUGUAUACAGUGUUUUCUACAUAAAUCCAACACCAUGUUUGGGCGUGUGCGUGUCACUUAUCGUUAUUUAUUGUCAUUUAUUUGAUGGGGUAGUAAAAAUUCUCCUUAUUCCCAGAUUAUCUUUUACAAGAAUGAAAAACGCAUUUGGGCCAUGUGGGCACAUCAGUGCGGAUGCAUCGCCUUUGGCUGCUGACCUUUAACUGGUCUUUAGCGGGUGACGGUCUCAGAGCUCUAGGAUACGCAUUCCCUUUCGCAGGCAUAUGAAUUAUUUCCACACACAUGAACUCAGAAAAAAGGCUUUUAUUUAUUUAAUUUAAUAAUAAUUUUUUUGUUUUUUUGCUGCAUCAGUCUGAUUUGAAUCCAGGAUUUUUACCUCUGAGCAUCCCAGAAGCUGCAUUUUGCAGAGGCUGCAUUUUGCACGUACAGAAUCAUUCGAUGUUAGGUAACAGCUUGGGUUGCUUAAACAAGUGGUGAACUGAUGACUCAGUCCUUGCAGUGUUGUCAGACGCAGUCGUAGCUCCAUUGCAGUUUACAGCGGUGAGUGGAAAGAAGCUGGAGUUACACAUAACAGCUGACUGAGCAACAGAUCCCUGGUUGUUACAUCUGCAUCCUGUGCUCUGGACAGCUGGAAAGACCUAUUGAUUCCCAUUCUGUGGAGUACAAUAUCAGCUUGGAGCAACAAGCUCCCCACCACUGCUGUGUUUUUGUACGUGUUUGUGCUUAGAGGAGCUGACAAAUCAUGGGGAAACACAACAGCAAGCUAGCCCCUGAGGUCCUCGAUGACCUGACCAAGAGCACCGAGUUUAAUGAGGCGGAGCUGAAGCAGUGGUACAAAGGCUUUCUGAAAGAUUGUCCCUCUGGCAUCCUUAACCUGGACGAGUUUCAGCAGCUCUACGUCAAGUUUUUCCCUUAUGGCGAUGCCUCCAAGUUUGCUCAGCACGCGUUUCGAACCUUUGACAAAAACGGCGAUGGGACCAUUGACUUCAGGGAGUUCAUCUGUGCCCUGUCCAUCACCUCCAGGGGCAGCUUCGAGCAGAAACUCAACUGGGCCUUUAACAUGUACGACCUUGAUGGGGAUGGGAAAAUCACACGCAUGGAGAUGCUGGAAAUCAUUGAGGCCAUCUACAAGAUGGUUGGCACCGUGAUCAUGAUGCGUAUGAACGAAGAUGGGCUGACUCCUCAGCAGCGCGUCGACAAGAUCUUCUCCAAGAUGGACAAGGACCACAAUGACGAGAUCACCCUGGAGGAGUUUAAAGAGGCGGCCAAAUCUGACCCUUCCAUCGUCUUGCUGCUGCAGUGUGACAUGCAAAAGUAGAAGGGGAGGGAGGAGGGCUAUGAAAGGGGAUGGGGUGGGAGGGAGGAAAGGUUGGGGAAACAGAGCAAAAUAGAAACCAGGGCAGGGAGGAGGCUGAGGAAACUGUGAGGUGGGAGAAGAAAGGGAGGGAUGCAGCUAUUUGGAGGAGAGAGAAGCACCGAUGAGUGGAAAUGAGCCAAGCUUGAAGGAGGUUGAUGCUAUUUUCUUCACCAUGCUGUCCUGCUGUGCAGCUGCUUUAACAUGUACAGGUGUCCCUCUUGGUCCGUUUGACACAGAUCAAGUCACUCAUGCGCUCACGCUGCCAUGCUCUGUGGCUCACCUGUAAGAAUACCAGGCUGCAGGGUGGCAUCCCUCAGUGAUUGCCAGAGGGAUUCUGAUUUUUCAUCUGUUGCAUCCACGUUGGGGAUGGCAUCAAGCAAACUAACUUGUUCAUUAGGAAAGUCAUGAAUUUUUACUAAUUUAGAAGGAAAUGAGCAAAUGUUCAGUGUGUUUAACUGUCUGUAAUAUGCCGAUGAGCAGAGAUGUGUAUGCAUUUGGUUGGUUCAGGAGAAAAAUACUCUAAUGAAGCACUUUGUUGUUAGCAUUCAUUCAACCUGAAGUCAGAUUUCCCGAUCAGUUUUGUGGAGCGUUUCUGUUAGCGUUGUUGUCCAUCUGCUUCAUUCUUCAGACACAGGACGGGCAUCAGCAUAGAGAGGCCGCACCCUGAUGAGAUUCAUACACAGAAAGUCAAUAUUUAAUCAAAAAUGAUUAACUAAGACGUGUCUGAGCCCCUCUUCAUAGCUGUGUGUAAUUUGAGACAGCUGACGCCAUCUUGUUGAUAGGAAAGGGGAGGAGAUGCAUCACUGGUAGUCAGGAGAAUGGAAGACAUGUUUAUUAUAAGAUCAGUGUAUCUCAAUCAUUCUGCAGAAGCGUAACGCAGGGGGUGGUGGUGGGGUUCAGCUGUUAGCUUGACAUCAACUUGAGUCUCCAUUUAGUGGAGGUUGUUUCUCAGAGGAACGUUGAAGGACGGGUAGGGAGGCGUGACUGAAGUUGGCAUGAGGUAUGAUGGAUGAGCAGGUGAGUUAGUCACAGAGGAUGUGGCUGGUGCCUCGGGGGUUUCAGCAGUCUCAGAGGAGAGGUUCUCGCGAGGAGCUAAAGCUGCAAAACAAGCUAGCUAACACAAACACGCUAAAAAACUGUCACACCUUCCACCAGCCGUCAUCCCUGUAGGCCACGUCCACCUGAAAUCAGAACAUUGCCUGAGGAAACGAAAUAUCGCUAAACACCAGUCAGUUUUCUACCUCCAAACGUCUUUCAUUGUUCAUGACUUCUAAUGGUGUUUGUUUUUGGGACUCUGGUAGUUCGUCCUAAAGUUGAAGCGGUAGCAGCCGACUGUUUCUCCUCCUCUGAUGAGUGGAGAACCUCUCACACCAGUAAAUGGUUUGCAUUUGUAUAGCACCUUCUUAAGGUUCCACAACCCCCACAACAAAAUCAGUCAUCCACCCAUACACACCCAUUUACACGCUGGUGGUAAUUGGCUAUCAUGUAGCUACAUCUUCCCUGGGGUGCACUGAUGGGAGCGAGACAGCCAAGCACUGGCGCCAUCGCUCCCUCUGACGUCCACCAGGCUAGGUGGGUUAAGUGUCUUGCCUGAUGACACAACAGCAGCCUUCUCUGGCCGGAGCUAAAGUUGAACCUAUGACUUCUGUUCAUGGACAACCCACUCUACCGCCUGAGCUACUGCGGCCCCAAGUUGUGUUCUGUUGCUAAACACGAGCGAGCAUGAUAAGUGGAAACCCCGGGGAAAUGCGGAAGUGCAGCAGUUCCAUGAAACUGACGACCAGAUGGUGCAAUUGUUGGUUUUGGUCCAAGCCGUGUCAUUAGCAGAGGUUUUUAGACAAAUGCGAGAGAACAACUUUAUUGUCCAUUUUUUUAAAUCUCCACAAACACCAGCCUGUAGCUCCGGUUGGCCUGCACCGGUCCUCAUCGGACUCAUUCAGCAGGCCUGAGUCUGAAAAUGCUAUGAACGAGUAAUUCCCCAAACUGGUGUCAGGAUCGCACUCUGGGUCACCAAGAACCACACAUGUGGUCUUAACCAAUGAUAUUCUCUUCUUUCUUCUUCUUCUAAGAUAAUUUCUCAAAAUCAAAAUAGAAAAUACUAACUAACUAGUCAAUCAAACGGUCCCAAAUUAAUGUAGGAAGAUAUGAGCUGAAGGAGUUUUCUUUAUGCUCUGAAUUGUUUAGCUUUGUAAGCAUGUUUGUUUAGCCAGAGGUCUUGAUAAUUGGUCUUUUGUGGGUCUGAAGAUGAAAAACGUGAGAACCACUGCCCCUAAACACCAAAUUCUUGUGUACUUAGAGUAGAUAUGUAUUCAGUUUCAGUGACAACUAGAAGAAAGUGGGAUAAACCGGAACAGACAAUUACACGUGAUCAUUUCCCUCAUUUUUUAUUCUAGCUGGAUGUUUUUUUCUUCCUCAACUGAAGAUGUUUCCUCCCUAAACGCUCAGAACAAGCCUCCAUUGUGAGAUAGUGUAUUAAAACCUACAUGUACAUUAAAACAUGACUUUAACUGUAUCUAUGAGUAUAUAAGAUGUAAAUGUACUAUUAGUGCGUGCAAGAGUGAAUGUAUGCCUGCGUCGUGUUUCUGAAUAGACAUGAGUAGUCAUGAAAGGUGUGUGUGUGUGUGUGUGUGUGUGUGUGUGUGUGUGUGUGUGUGUGUGUGUGUGUGUGUGUGUGUGUGUGUGUGUGUGUGGCUCUGGUGCGAUUGUUCAGUGUUUUGUAUUUGUAUCAUUGUGUAAGUCGAGCUUAAUUUUGUAAAAAAAAAAAAAAAGAUAAAUAAUUGGGAGUAAACAUUUCCCUCAUUUCUGUUUACAUCAUACAAUGUCAACCCCGUGGAACUUGUUUUGUUCACCUCCUGUCGUAAAUGUCAGCCCUGACUGGUUGUUAUCUGGUCCAACGCGGGAGAAGAGCGCUGCCGGUGUGAGGGAUGGAAGUGGUAAAGAUGUCGUCCUGUGUCACACUUUCACCCAGUGGAUUGGAACGUUGUCACCCUUGACAAUACCUGCUGUGUUUUAUAGAUUCAGAUGAAAAAUUAUUUUAUUUUUAUUUUUAAAUGCCUGUUAGAGGGAUGAAAGGACAACAUUUGUCACUCGGACUAGACUGAAAAUGAAAAAAGUUAAAAGAACAAUGCAUUCAUGGUUUUAAGAGCAGCUCGAGGUCAAGUGUGCAUGAGCCUCGCAGCCUUCAGGAAAGGUGUUCCUCAGGGCUGUUGUCUGGGAUCUGAGGCAAAAAGAAAAAGAGCAGAAAUAAGCAACUUUUCAAUUAUUUCCUUUAUUUUUUUCUUGAGCAAAAUAAAAAAAUAAAUAAAAAGGGAUGUGUGGAAAGUCACACUCAUCAGCUCAUACCUCAAUAAAUGACUCUAGAAGUGUCUCAGAUCACCAAUGUUUUUCUUCCAUGUUUAUCUUUGAAAUUAAAGCAGAAGUUUGCAGUUUUUUCUCAGAGAGAACAUCUAGAGUUGAAAUAAAUGGACUGCAACUGAAAAGCCUCUGAAAGCCACACUUCUUGUAUGUGAACGUGCACCUCUAAAGCUACAACACAAUGUUUGUAUACAGUCUUACAUUACGUUGUUCAUUCAUAUAUCUUUAAGACUUAUGUGUCCGUGAGAAAUGUCAGCAGCUCUGCGUCUGUUUAGGUGCAUCCUCAAAUGCUUACGUCUGCUCUGUGAUUGACAUUUGUAAUGUAAGUGGAUGGCUAAUGCUAUUGGCUAAUGCUGAGCAGUGCUCAGUUUGAAUUGCAUGGGGCUCUAUGGGACAGGUUUAGCAAAAAUAAAACGGAUGCGUUGCCUGCAUUACAUCACAGUACAGAGUGAGUAUCACUUUUACCAGUUUCUAAAAAAAUCAUACACAGCUGCUGAAAAGGUGGAAAACUCUGGAUUUCUGCUUUAAACAGUGGUGUUUAAGGUGUUCACGUACAUCCAUGUGGCUGUUCUCAUUGCUUCUCCCUUGCUUUGUUAUUGUGAUCCCCUGCAUUGUCGUCCCAGACACGGUUAAUCAGCCAGUUUCACGUGUCUGAGGGCAGCAAAACAGUCUGACUGGAACAGAUUGGCUUCGCUGUGUUGUCCGUCUUUGCUCUGUUGUACUGAUUAGACUCUGUCCAUCCUCAUUAGUGCUCUAGUGGGAUCUCCACCACUGCCAGCGCACAGUUCAGGUGACAGAAGCCCAGCACACGUGGAUCUCCUGAUGGCGAAUGAGUUGUGCUCUGUUGUGCAACAUGACGAUUUGUACUUCUCAUCUCUAAAAUGUUCAAGUAAAUGUCUAUUUGUCCAUCUGGAUCUUAUAUAUUCCUGUGUUACUUUUUACUUGUUUUCUAGAACAAAGGCAGUGUAAUUAUUUUUGUUACACAGAAUAAAACACGUGUGUCAGGA
This is a messenger RNA of Nothobranchius furzeri (turquoise killifish), 6255 nucleotides long. NCBI's taxonomy places the organism in Eukaryota, Metazoa, Chordata, Actinopteri, Cyprinodontiformes, Nothobranchiidae. The record is from RefSeq and is a predicted model, not a curated record.